AUGCUGUGGUUUACUUUUAAUUUGUUAUCAUUCCAUUUUAAUUACAUGCCACCAUCCUGCCUGCCAUGCUCCGCAGAUAUUUUCAAUUACGAGAAACCACCAAUUGAAAAUGAGUAUUUCGAUGUAAAUGAGGAGGGAAUAAUAUGUCCCUGUUUGCCAGAGUGCUCGAGAAUAGACUACAGUGUGGAAUUGUUUGAGAAUUUGGGAAUGGAGACUGGUAAUGAUUCAGUGGCUCUGGAUAUUAAUUUUAAAUCUUCGACUAUGCUGAGGUAUAGGACUGACGUGACAUUUGGAUGGUUGGAUUUAAUGGUUGCAUUUGGUGGAAUUGCUGGUCUCUUUCUCGGCUGUUCACUGCUUAGCGGUGCAGAAUUAGUUUAUUAUCUUACAAUUGGCUUAUUUUGGCACAACACCAAUACCCAACCACAGCGUCCGCCAAAAUAUAUCCAGAGAACCCCAACGAGAAUUAAUACCAUUUCCCAUGGCAUCGAACAUGUCCAGCAACAGUGGAGAUUGGCCAAGGGGAACAUGUUUAUUGUGGAGGCAACACAAUUUCCGCUCAGAAAAUAGAUCCACAGCUCAUUAAUAACUCCAUUUCUUUUUAAAUUUUUCUCUUUUCUGAAUGUAUCUUCAUUUUCUUUUUAUUUUAAAACAUUCCUGUGUUUCUUGGAAUAUUUUUUUUCGUAAGAAAUAAGCCUAUAAGAGCUUCAGUUCACAUUGAUUAUAACGCGGUUACAGUAAAAAUUAUUUGCUAAUUAAUAUAAGAAUUGUAUUUACACAUUUUUUUCCUUUGAUUCGAGAGACAAAAUAUCUAGACAAGGAAGCAUUCAAGAAAUAUUGUGGAUGUUUUUGAUAUCUUAACAAUUAAUAAAGCUAUCACAACCUCUCUCCGAGAUGAUAUAUACUUCAAAUGAAAACGCUUAUUUUACAUUGAUUGUGGUUUUUUUAAAAGAUAUGUUUUUAUGUGAUAUUAAAACCGUUCACAAUUUUGGAAGAACUUGCAGAAAUUUUUCAACACUUGGGAGGAAAGAUGAGGAUUUUUAUAAAGAAAAAGAUAGUGAAACCUUCAAUAAGAAAUGAAAUGGAUGUCUUAGACCCAAAACAUUUUAUUGUUCUAUAAAUGUUUAUCUAAAUGUGUAAUAACUGCUCGAGUAGCAAAAUUUGGCUAUUAGUGUACAAAAUGAAGGUGACGAAAACUUUAUCUGCACAUCAUUUAAAUAAAUUGGGACACUCCUGAACUCUAACUAAUCUCUUACCUGAUUAAUACGUAAUUGAAAGCAUGAUGCACAAAUGCCCAAAAAAUUACUUUGACUAUACGAUAGUAAUAACGUUAUGCCCAACGCACAAUAAUUUUUGUUUUGUAAACAUGUUUUUGACAUUUCAAUGAGAGUGAGUGAGAUCUAGAUCUAGUCAUCUCGCUCAUUCUCAUGAGAAAUUUUGAAAACAUGUUUACAAACAAAAGUUAUUGUGCGCUGGGCAUUAAGCUGACUUUAUUUUGUUUCUUGGGUAUAAUUUUCUUAAUUUUGCUUUAUUUAGAAUUUCAGAGUAUAAACGGUUAUAGAAUAGACAUUUUUGUGUCAUUUUAUCAACAAACCGUUUCACUUCAAAGAGUUAUAGGUUAUUGCAUUACUACACUGAGAGAAAUCCGAAAAAGUUAAAAUAACAUUCCGGAAAUGUUAAUUUUAGCCUGAAUUAUUGAUCCGAAAUCGGUGUUAAUAUUAUGCUUUUUAGGUUUAUUAGGGGUUAAAGUUAUCCUUUUUCAUGUUAAUUUUACACUUAAAAUGGUGUAAAAUUAACAUUAAAAAAUAUUGAUAUAUUUUUACAUCUAAAGAGUGUUAAAGUUAUAAGGAAAAAAAGUUAAUCGCACCCUCUUUUUUCUCAGUGUAUGUAAAGCACACAUUGAGAAAAAAAGAGGCUGCGAUUAAGUUUUCUUCGUCAUUACUUUAACACUUUCUGGGUGUGAAAAUAUAUCAACAUUUUUUAAUAUUAAUUUUAUACUUUUUAAGGGUAAAAUCAACAUGAAAGAAUGGUAACUUUAACCCAUAAUAAUUCUAAAAAGGGUAAUAUUUACACCGUUUUCGGAUCAAUACUGCAGGGUAAAAUUAACAUUUCAGGAAUGUUUUUUUUUAACUUUUUCGGAUUUCUCUCACUCAGUGCAGUAUUAAUGAGUUCGUUUCGCUUAAAGAGUUUUACACGACGAUACGAAUAAAUUGGACUGAAUUAAAUCCAUUUUUAAAAUAAUUCUGAGUUAUAUGGUUUCAAAGGGCUUAGGAAAAAGGAAAAAAAAUCGCGAACUAUUAAAAUAAUAAAAGGGAGGGUCUUCACAACCCCGAAUUAGAUAUCUUUUAUCGUUUGACCUCUAGGCCGGUAUAAAGCAUACGGGCAAAUGAAAAGUAGUGCUCGAGAAACAUAAACCAAUGAAUGUAAAUGGCAUAAAAUAAUAGUAAAAAAAUAUUUGGUCAGCAAAAAAUUCGAAAUAGUCAGUAAAAAGUUAAAAAAUGGUCAAUAGAAAAUAAAAAAAGCGAAGUAAAAAUUUAAAAAAAGGUAGUAAAAAAUAGAAAAAGAGCAGUAUUGUAUUAAAACCGGUCAUUAAAAAUUAAAGUGAACAGUAAAAAAAAACAAAACAUGGACAGGAAAAAUAAAAUUUGAUCAAUAAAAAAUAGCUGUCAGCAAAAAAUUAAAACUGAGUAAAAUAUUAAAACUGAACAAUAAAGAUAUUCAAUUUUGUCAGUAAAAAUUCUAAAUAUUCAGUAAAAAAUAAAAAAGGGUCAGUAAAAAAUUGAAAAAAAGGCAGCAAAAGCUUAAAAAAAUAAAGCUUAAAAAUGUUAGAAAAAAUUAAAGCCAGUGAUGAGCCUAGAUCAGCUUAUAGAGGUGCGAUUCCUUCAUUGCAAAUUUGGAUUGUGGCAAACUCGAACGAUAUU
Phlebotomus papatasi is the source of this 2918-nucleotide messenger RNA. RefSeq lists its product as uncharacterized. Gene Ontology annotation, biological process: sodium ion transport. Gene Ontology annotation, cellular component: membrane. The record is from RefSeq and is a predicted model, not a curated record. Bases 1 to 567 code for a protein of 188 amino acids. NCBI's taxonomy places the organism in Eukaryota, Metazoa, Arthropoda, Insecta, Diptera, Psychodidae. Gene Ontology annotation, molecular function: sodium channel activity. The transcript is spliced from 4 exons.